AUGGAUUCUUCAUCAGAAUUCCAUUUUGGACCCCUGCUUCCUGGACCUGAAUCCGAUAAUACACAGAAGAAGAAAGCUGAAAUCGUUGACGAAGAGUCGGUAGUGCUAGAAUUGAUCAAUGAUAAAUACUACGAGAGCAAUGCUGGUGAUGGAACUAAAUCUACCGACCACUAUCUCACCGGAGCUCUGUUGUAUCUAACAUUAACCUCGUGUUUGAUAAACUUAUUUUUAACAGCAUUGGAUCUGACUAUUGUGGUUACUAUAUUCACUACCGUGGGGAACAAGUUCGAUGGGUUCGACAGAAUCGACUGGUUGACAUCAGCGUUUUUGUUGCCGAUGUGUGUACUAUGUCCAACAUAUGGGAAGGUGUCCAUCGUAUUCGGGCGUAAGUCGACACUCAUGUGUGGUAUAAUCAUAUUUGAGAUCGGGUCUUUGAUCUCAGGGUUAUCCAAUAGCAUGAACAUGCUCAUUGGCGGAAGAGUCAUUCAAGGAAUAGGUGCUGGCUGUAUACAAGCAAUUACCAGUAUCAUAAUUACGGAAUCAGUGCCCAUAUCCAUUAGAAGCUAUUCACUAAGCAUGAUGGCCAUUUCAUUCUCGUUGGCAAGCGUUUUGGGUCCAUUCAUAGGCGGUGCCUUCACCAGUCAUGUGUCGUGGAGAUGGUGCUUUUACAUCAAUCUUCCAAUUGGAGGACUUGCAUUUUUUAUUCUUGUCUUCAGCUCCCAUCCCCCUAAACCAACCGGAAGAAUAAGGGACAAAAUAAAAACCAUAGAUAUAUGGUGUAGUGUCUUACUCAUAUUCGGGCUAGUGUUGGUAUUGAUCGCUACCAGCUUUGGAGGAAAUCAGUACCCCUGGCUAUCAGCAGCUGUGAUAGUUUGUUAUUUAUGUGGAGGAUUCUCGCUUAUUGCAUUCGCACUAUACAAUUUUAUUGCAUCAAGGAACCCAUUAUUUGCCAAGUUCAUAUUUAGUAUUCCCCAGAUAUUGUUUGCAUCAUUAUCAGGCUUUUUCAACUACGCAUUUUUCUUGGGUAACAUCACGUAUAUUACCGUUUACUUCCAAGUAAUUUUCAAUCAUGACUCCUUUCAAUCUGGAAUAGAUCUAUUACCUUUGAUUAUUUCUGCCGCAAUUUCUGCAGUGGUAAAUGGAGUACUCAUAAAGGUCACUAGACUUGUCAAGCCAUAUUAUGUAUUUUCCGGAGUGAUGGGGGUGAUUGGUUGUGGGGUUCUACUAUUAUUGGAUAGGCACACCAAGGUUGGUACACGGAUCGGAUUCUUGAUCAUUACUGGUAUUUCAGUUGGUUUUCAGAUCCAAAGCACCAUUCUUUCCUGCCAACUUAAAGCACCACGAGAUUUGACUGGAUCAUUGAUCUCAGUAACCACUUGGGCAACCUUCAUGAGAUUUUUGGGUGGCUCAGUAGGUGUGAUUGUCGCAACGGUAAUUUUUCAGACUGCGAGCAAAAAUGCAAUAACUAAGGUUAUCUUGAAUGCCCCUUACUCAAUUCAAGAUCAGUUUUCCACAGUAAAUCCGCUGCAAAUACUCAGUUCUCCAGAACAGAUAAAUAAUUUCCCACCUUAUAUUCAGGAACAAAUACUUGACAAAUUGAUGGAAUCUAUAAGAAAGGCUUUCAUUUUUGGAGAAUGCUGCGCAGCAACAGCUCUUGUAUGUUGCACUUUCGCAACCAAUUGUCGCAUACCCAAAGAUCAGGAUAUUCUUCGAGAAAAGAGAUAA
Suhomyces tanzawaensis NRRL Y-17324 is the source of this 1725-nucleotide messenger RNA. RefSeq names its product MDR family MFS transporter. Lineage: Eukaryota; Fungi; Ascomycota; Pichiomycetes; Serinales; Debaryomycetaceae. The coding region runs from base 1 to 1725 and encodes 574 amino acids. Gene Ontology annotation, molecular function: transmembrane transporter activity. The transcript has a single exon. Gene Ontology annotation, biological process: transmembrane transport. Gene Ontology annotation, cellular component: membrane. The record is from RefSeq and is a predicted model, not a curated record.